Zea mays is the source of this 1054-nucleotide messenger RNA. RefSeq names its product protein LURP-one-related 5. The transcript has 2 exons. The record is from RefSeq and is a predicted model, not a curated record. NCBI's taxonomy places the organism in Eukaryota, Viridiplantae, Streptophyta, Magnoliopsida, Poales, Poaceae. Bases 104 to 868 code for a protein of 254 amino acids.
CCUCACGCCAAUCCUAUAUACUCUUCUGUCUUCUCUCUUCGAUCGAUCCUUUUGCUCUCGCCACACAUGCCACGCGCGCCACCACCACCACCUCCUAGCUAGCAUGAGUACACGGAUACACCCUUCGUCCUCGGACGCGGCCGGCCGUGCCCGUCUUCGGGCUGCGGAGGAACGGGAACGGGAACGCCGGCCGGCGGUGUACACGGUGUGGAAGAGGUCCAGCAUGGGCUUCCAGGGCACCGACGGCUUCUGCGUGUACGACGACGCCGGCGGGCUCGCGUUCCGCGUCGACAACUACUCCCGCCGCCGCAAGCUCUGCGCCGGCGAGCUGCUGCUCAUGGAUGGCACGGGCACGCCUCUCCUCUCCCUCAGGCCACAGCUUCUCAGCCUGCACGACCGAUGGAACUGCUACACAGCGACGGAAGACGCCGCCGUCGACAAGAAGACCACGUCGCCGGCGCAGCAGCAAGUCUUCACGAUGAGCAGGUGCUCAGCUCUGCGGAGCAGCGACGACGCAGAGGUCCACAUGGCAGGCUCUGCUGCCGCUGCUGCAUCGUCGUCGUCCCUCAGCUGCAAGCGCCCGCAGGCCGUGGCAGCCGCCGCUCCCGGCUACCGAGUGGAGGGCUCCUUCUCGGGGCGGAGCUGCAAGAUCCGGCGCGGCAGCGACGGCAGGGAGGCGGCGCGGGUAACGAGGAAGAGCGCCGGCGUGGCGUCCAGGCCGGCGGCCACGCUUGGGGACGACGUGUUCAGCCUCGUCGUCCAGCCGGGCGUCGACGUGGCCACCGUCAUGGCGAUCGUCGUCGUCAUGGACAGGAUCUGUCGUCGCAGGCCGUACACGCCCAUGGUGUGCUCUUCCUCUUCACAGUAGAGUGGACACUGCUUGAUGUGGUAGCUCAUGUAAAAACCGUAGCAGUAGCGGAUGCAGCCGACUCUACUAGAGCAUGCAUUUCGUGUGGUUGCAGUGUGCCUUCUCUCCUCCAAGCAGAACUGCAGAAGUGCGGAAUUGUAAAGAAGAGUUUAUUUUGAGGUACGCAUAUAGAACAGUUUGACCUGA